Ictalurus punctatus (channel catfish) is the source of this 1696-nucleotide messenger RNA. RefSeq lists its product as uncharacterized. Gene Ontology annotation, biological process: negative regulation of double-strand break repair via homologous recombination; positive regulation of isotype switching; positive regulation of double-strand break repair via nonhomologous end joining. The transcript has 2 exons. The record is from RefSeq and is a predicted model, not a curated record. Bases 502 to 1245 code for a protein of 247 amino acids. NCBI's taxonomy places the organism in Eukaryota, Metazoa, Chordata, Actinopteri, Siluriformes, Ictaluridae.
AGUGCCUCUAUUGGAUAGGAGGAGUAUCGUAUUAGUACACAGGGAUAGUCUGUGGAUAGCUUUUUAUUUUACUUUAUUUGGGGGGUUACUGCAAGAAAAGAAAACUAAAGAAGCCAUAAACGGCCAUGGAUUAUUACUUUUUUCCUGUUGUUUUCUAGUGAUCUCGACUUAAUUUUCCUGUGUACUGGACAUCCAUCAUCCCGAAGUCAAUGUUGUUGUUUUUUUUUGUUUUGUUUUUUUUUUUUAAUGGGAUUUUGGUUAAAAGCCUGAAAUAUGGUCUUGGUUAACACAAGCUCAAAAUAUUUCCACGUUUUACUGUACGACAUAAAAUACAGUACACCAGGAAUACCCCACUCGUGUUUUUUAAAAGCUUUAAAGUGUACUUUAAAAGGAGGAUGCUAACACGUUGCUAAAUGGGAUUCCAGACGUUGUCGGGGACAUUAAACGUCAUCACGCCGAACAGGAAAAAACUGGUUCAGCAUUUAAGAAGAAGAUAGCUGUAUGGUCAUUGGAUGUAUGGAUGUAUGUUUACACUACAAAAGUCAUCAAGAUAAAUCUAAUGAUUUUGUGUCUAUUUCCGAGAAGGCUCUAGAGGUCUUUCCGCGUCGUGUUUUGCCAGUAUUUACACCUUGGUUUCCUUCUGGCACUGACAGAUCUUGUCCAAUCAAACCUAAAAAGGAUCCUCCAGUCAUUUCACUUAAUCAGCAGGAAAGUUCAGAAUUUUUGCCUCGACAACCAGAGUUUGUUUUUUCUUCAAGUCGCUGUACAGAUGAUCAAGAGAAAUUUGUGGAUACCAGUAAGAGGAGAUUGAUAUCAAUCCCAGCACCUGCUGAUGAACAGCCCAAGGCAGAUUUUGAGAAUGUGGCAAAGAGGUGUAAACGCUCGUGGAGUGUCUAUCCACCAAAAAAGAAAACACCUCAGAGAACACAAUACAUCUCCAGACAGUUCCAGAAAACUGUACAGAGAUAUGGACUUGACUUGCACCAGAGAGCAAAAUGGAUCAUUUCUGAACUGAACUGUGCACCGCAGAGCAUUGAGGAGGUUUGGUCCAAGCUCAACCAAGCUAUUAAGCAGUCCAGGCUUCCAACAUGCAAUGCCAAUUAUCAAAGAAACUUGAUCCAAAUCUGGGUGUACAGUGACAUAUCUUACUGUGAAUAUAUUGGAAAUUUCUUGCGAGAAAAUUUCCAGCUCUCAGGGGAGCUCACUUUAGCUGUCCAUAAACUAGGAGACAUCUUUAAAUUGUAACUAGUAGCAGGGCAGAAGAGGAUAUUAGUAUGUGGGUAUAAUGUGGUAAUCUGUAUUAGUUAAACAAUUGCAAUUAUGUUUUAGUGCAGGUGAUGACAUCAUUAAAACAUGAACUUCGUGUACAUCAAUUAAAAAACAAUGCAAGAAUGAGGGAGAACAAAUGAGGUAAAAUCAGUAGUUUGGUAUUUCUGCAAUGUUUUGAUGAAAACAAGCAAAAAAGGCAAAAAUAAAUAACAUCUUUUUUCCCCCAUUUUCUUUCUUUCUUUCUUUUUUUUCUUUUUUUUUUAAGAAGCCUACAAUGAAGGCUAUUAGCUUGAUCUACUGAAAGUGAGAUGAUAGGUUGUACAAUCAAUACAUCCCUUUUUAAAGCAUUUCUAAAUUUCUGGUUCUGGUGUGUUGUUUGUCUGCUCAUGAACUAAAACAUUUUCAAUAAAAAAGACAUUUUAUGGAA